This is a messenger RNA of Poeciliopsis prolifica (blackstripe livebearer), 1167 nucleotides long. RefSeq names its product collagen alpha-1(XXIV) chain-like. The transcript has 14 exons. Lineage: Eukaryota; Metazoa; Chordata; Actinopteri; Cyprinodontiformes; Poeciliidae. The record is from RefSeq and is a predicted model, not a curated record. Bases 268 to 1056 code for a protein of 262 amino acids.
AGAAGAUGCCAGUGACUUCUCCCUGCUCUGAGCUUUGAUGAGCAAGCUCCUCUUUGGCUCAGUGUUUAAGUAAUUAUCUGAUUAUUUUUGCUGAGCUCUGCCAGUGGCUGUGCUGCAUUUCUACGCUUUACUGAGAUGAACCAGAUUCAGGGGUGCAAGCUUAGCAGAUUGUGCUCCAGCUCUGCAGGACGAGGUCCCAGAGGAUUCAACAGCAAGGUUCAUUUCUGAAGUUGUGGUCAUCUGAUUGCUGCUUCAUGAAGAGAAGAGAUGCUGAUGAUACUGCUUCUGGGAUGGACUACGUUACUUUCUGGCCUCCCGCAUGCAGCUUCCUCUUUAACAUCCCGAUUUCCAGUGAGUAGAGGCAGCAAGUGGCUGGCUCGGAAAUGUGAAGUCUUCUUCCUGCCUCCUCUGCCUCCUCCUAUGUUUCCUCCAAUCAAACACAAAGCAGAGCUGAUGGUCAACAUGACAGAACACAUCACAGGACCUACAGGGGAAAAGGGCUGCAGAGGGCUGCGAGGAGCAAAGGGUAAACCUGGUGUGACAGGUCCAAAAGGAGAACCAGGACCACAAGGUCCUCUGGGAAAACCAGGUCAGAAGGGGGAGAAAGGUGAGAGAGGCUGGAGGGGUCUGUAUGGAGACAUCGGAACUCCUGGGAUGAUAAAGGGCAGUAAAGGUCAUCCAGGACUCAGGGGUGAUAAGGGCCUCAAAGGAUACAGAGGCCCCACAGGAGAGAAGGGCAAGCGUGGCGUCCAUGGGCCAGCUGGAGAGCAGGGACACCUGGGCCAGAAGGGAAACAGAGGUCUGAUGGGGGAGCAAGGAACAAGAGGAGAGCCAGGAGCCAGAGGGAAGAUGGGCUUAAAAGGUUCUAUGGGACCGGCCGGGGAACAGGGAGACCCUGGUGCAGCAGGACUGCAUGGUCUACAUGGAGAGCCUGGUCUACCUGGACAAGUGUACAUCCUGCCUGGACUGCAGGGAGACUCCGGCAGCAGAGGACCCCAACCCCCUGCAGCUGCCCACGAGGUCAAAGUUCACAGAGUCCAUUGGACAAUGUACUGACGGUGUUUAUUGCAGACGGAGAGAAAGAGAUGAGGCGGUUGCGGGCGGAGAACGUGAUGGUGCUGAGGACGGACAGAAGAUCUCUCUUCAUCUACACAGAUUCCCAGUGGA